Molecule: messenger RNA, 1672 nt
Organism: Cydia amplana
Lineage: Eukaryota; Metazoa; Arthropoda; Insecta; Lepidoptera; Tortricidae
Product: sodium channel protein Nach-like
Exons: 1
Coding region: 6-1670 (554 amino acids)
Biological process (GO): sodium ion transmembrane transport
Cellular component (GO): plasma membrane
Molecular function (GO): ligand-gated sodium channel activity
Source: RefSeq, a predicted model, not a curated record
UCUAAAUGGAAAAGAAACAAAAUUCGUUUUUUCACGAAGAACUCGCGCCGUCUCACAUGCCGAAGCAUAUAAAGAAACUCCUAAGCAAAAGAGUUCGUUUUCAGAAAGUCAAGACUCGAGUUAAGCUUAGCCGAGAACAGAUUGUACGAAAAAGUUUACAGCAAGUAUUCUUUGAAUACAUGGUUAAUUCUUCUUUAAGUGGUGUCCGAUUUCUUGUUGAUACAACUAAGAGCAAAGCGGAGAAGACGAUGUGGUUUGUCAUAAUUGGAUGUGCAAUUUUUGGCUUUUUCUACUUUGUGAACAACGCGCUUCGAGCCCAGAGUGAUCAACCUGCAUAUAUGACAUUAGAGGAUCCAUCCCUUCCAAUCAACGAAAUUAUUUUUCCAGCCAUUGCAAUUUGUAACCAUAAUCGAAUAAAAAAAUCUGCUGUUGGACAUCUCGUCAAUGUUUUGUACUCACAUGAUAAUACAACAUUUUCCAGCAAAGAAGAACUUUUUGAAGUAGUUACGCUUUACGGCUAUCUCUACGAUUUUUCUUAUUCCAGAAGAGAGGAUAUUAUGAAGUACAAUGUUUUCCUUGAAAAAAUUGAAAACAUAGUGGACAAAGCUGAAAAUAUUCAGAAAAGCAACAUAUCGGAAUUGAUGCUUUCGCUGACUCCGACUUGUGACGAGAGUUUAAUUAAAUGUAGUUGGAAAGGAAAGGUUCAAGAUUGCAAUCGUUUGUUUAGAACGCAAAUUACCCAAUUCGGCUUCUGUUGCACAUUUAACUACUACAAUACUGAAGCAGGCAGAAAGGCAGAAGACCCUGAUGAUCCCCUUGAUAAGCCUUAUAUAUUGGAAGAUCACGAAGCAGGGCCCUACUACGGCCUCACCUUAGCGGUUAACGCAAAUACACACGAGUAUCUUUACACGACACGUCAAAGCUACGGUUUCGACGUUCUGUUCUUUGAUCGAUACGAUUAUGCUGAUCAAACUGCCGGCGGGCUAGUCCACAGAGUAGCAUCGUUGGGCUCCCAGUAUGAUAUGGAACUUCAUCCAUACGCUUACUACUCUACAUCAGACAUCAAACGAUUUCCUAUUGAGAAAAGACAAUGCAAAUUUGCAGAUGAAAUGCAAAAUGAGUACCACAACCAUUAUAGCUUGAGUAAUUGUCUAGUGCGGUGCAGAAUGAGAACUAUAGAGAGACUUUGCAACUGUGUGCCUUUUUUUCUGCCAAGAAGGAGUAACGUGUCAGCAUGCACAUUGGAAGAGCUGUAUUGUCAGAAUAAAUACAGUCAAAAACUUUUAUUCGUAUAUCCUCCUGAGGAUUUACCAGGUUUAGAGUUAGAACGGGAAAAUUCUCUAAACUGCCCGACGUGUCUCCCUGAUUGCUCCGUUACAAAAUAUAAUGUUAUUAGCAAUAGAUUACUGCGAGAUAGCGCGAUUGAGUUCGCCAAUGAUCUUGAUUUAAAUGAUUGCAAUAUAUCCAUAAUCCGUAUAUUUUAUCUUCAUCCUACAUUGCCACUAUUCAGAGAGGACGUGACGUAUCAUUGGUAUGAAUUAAUUAGUUACUUAGGUGGGCUAUGUGGAUUUUUUACUGGAUUUUCCAUGAUAAGUCUGGCUGAAUUCUUUUACUACAUCUUCAUACGUCUUUAUUACAUUUUAGUUGAAAAUUUUAGACGAUAUAGUUAAUU